AUGGCAGAGACUGUGCAUCCUCCCUUUGUGACUUACGCGUCGAUGCUGUCGCUUCUUGCACUUUGUCCACAUUUCGUCAUUCUCCUAUGGUACACAAUGGUACAUGAGGAUGGUUCUGUGGCCCAAAGUUGGGACUUGUUGAAGAAGAAUGGACUUCAUGGACUCAUUAACAUAUGGCCAAGACCUACUGCUAUAGCUUGGAAAAUCCUUUUUUGCUACGGAGCUUUUGAGGCUGCUCUUCAGCUACUUCUACCUGGUCAAACAGUUCAAGGCCCGGUUUCUCCAACAGGAAACCGUCCUGUUUACAAGGCAAAUGGUGUGGCGGCUUAUGUUGUAACAAUAGCUACCUACAUUGGCCUUUGGUGGUUUGGAAUAUUCAACCCUGCUAUUGUUUAUGAUCAUUUGGGAGAUAUAUUUUCUGCUCUUAUAUAUGGGAGCUUCAUAUUUUGUGUUCUCUUAUACAUAAAAGGUCACGUUGCACCUUCGUCAAGUGAUUCUGGUUCAUGUGGGAACCUAAUAAUUGACUUUUAUUGGGGCAUGGAGUUGUACCCACGAAUUGGUAAGAACUUUGACAUCAAGGUUUUUACCAAUUGUAGAUUUGGGAUGAUGUCGUGGGCAGUUCUUGCAGUCACCUAUUGCAUCAAACAGUAUGAACUAAAUGGGAGAGUAUCUGAUUCAAUGCUGGUGAACACCACAUUGAUGCUGGUGUAUGUUACUAAAUUUUUCUGGUGGGAAGCUGGUUAUUGGAACACCAUGGACAUUGCUCAUGACAGAGCUGGUUUCUAUAUAUGCUGGGGUUGUCUUGUGUGGGUGCCUUCUGUAUACACCUCACCAGGCAUGUACCUUGUGAACCACCCUGUGGAACUUGGAACUCAGCUGGCAAUAUAUAUUCUGGUGGCUGGAGUUAUUUGCAUUUACAUAAACUAUGACUGCGACAGACAAAGGCAAGAGUUUCGGAGGACAAAUGGGAAAUGUUCGGUUUGGGGAAAAGCCCCUUCAAAGAUUGUAGCAAGCUACACUACAUCAUCCGGUGAAACCAAAACAAGUCUUCUCCUAACAUCUGGAUGGUGGGGACUAGCGCGUCAUUUCCAUUAUGUUCCCGAGAUCUUAAGUUCCUUCUUCUGGACUGUCCCGGCUCUCUUCCACAAUUUCUUGCCAUAUUUCUACGUCAUAUUUCUCACCAUUCUUCUCUUCGAUCGGGCCAAGAGAGACGAUGACCGAUGCAGAUCCAAGUAUGGCAAGUACUGGAAGCUGUAUUGCGAGAGAGUCCGGUAUAGGGUCAUUCCAGGGUUCUAUUGA
Messenger RNA from Microthlaspi erraticum, 1299 nucleotides. The record is from the annotation of a GenBank genome assembly. Lineage: Eukaryota; Viridiplantae; Streptophyta; Magnoliopsida; Brassicales; Brassicaceae.